Molecule: messenger RNA, 826 nt
Organism: Ectocarpus sp. CCAP 1310/34
Lineage: Eukaryota; Phaeophyceae; Ectocarpales; Ectocarpaceae
Source: the annotation of a GenBank genome assembly
GUGGCGGGUCUUUUGUUUUCUGUGUGUCUGUUCAUUUUUCUUGUUUCCUGCGUGGUUUUGUUUUUUGUUUUUUUUUAUCUCUUUUGUCCUGUCUUCCCCGGAUAGUGUAUUUUCUUUAUCUUUGUGGAGUACCAAGAUUGAAUCAGGGGAUGUACUACAAUGUCUGGCCUGUGAUUAUACCUUUUUUUUGGCAGCGUAGCCUGUGACCACAGGAAUCUCUCGGUCAAGUGUUUGAUGACACAAGAAAUAAGCGGUCUACGUUCGCCACUAGGACCCUUUCUCGAAAGCGAUUCACACACCCGCACCCGCAACGGCAGCUUCAAGGUUGUGGUUACAUGCGGUGCUUCGGCCACAAUACGUGAAAGCCAAAGUCUAACCGAUGCCAAGGAGGACAAGAUGGACGCUGUCAUGACCCUCAUGAACCCGGCCUAUCACCUCAACUACCACCGCCAGACCUACGGCGACGACGCGUACCAGGUCAUGCUGCCUGUGGCGUCCACGCUGGAGGAAGUUGACACCCUGCUACCUCCUCUCCCCGUUGAUGGUCAGGCCGGCGCUCCCAAGAAACUCGGGCCGAAAAAGUUCAAGAGGAUCGCGGGGCGCGGGGACAAGUACGCUUCGUCGUCGUUCAACACGCGAGUUUCUGAACUCGGCCCGGCUGCAUCCGGAACCACGGCGGCUCCGUCUCUGUCGCAGGGGGGGUGCCACAGCGACUCCCUCUUCGUCACAGGGGAGGUUUUUAGGAUCUUUGAUACUUUCGUCUUUCUUUCUUUGGCUUUCGUGUUCCAUGCGGGGAAGUAAACGAGCGUGUCGUGUUCAGAUGUAG